AUGAUCACCGUAUUACAGCGAGGUGGUGCUGACGUGACGGUGACAUCCGUCGAGAAUCAAGUUGGUGUUGAUGCUUGUCAUGGUAUCAAGAUGGUCGUCGAUACUCUCUUCUCUGAUAUUACCGACUCCAUUUUCGACCUUAUUGUCCUCCCUGUAAGUGUUCUCUGCUAA
Molecule: messenger RNA, 171 nt
Organism: Arabis nemorensis
Lineage: Eukaryota; Viridiplantae; Streptophyta; Magnoliopsida; Brassicales; Brassicaceae
Source: the annotation of a GenBank genome assembly